Fonticula alba is the source of this 1438-nucleotide messenger RNA. Its product is annotated as 50S ribosomal protein L4e. The record is from RefSeq and is a predicted model, not a curated record. Gene Ontology annotation, molecular function: RNA binding; structural constituent of ribosome. Lineage: Eukaryota; Rotosphaerida; Fonticulaceae. Gene Ontology annotation, cellular component: ribosome; cytosolic large ribosomal subunit. Gene Ontology annotation, biological process: translation. Bases 121 to 1191 code for a protein of 356 amino acids. The transcript has 2 exons.
GGCUAGUGUGCGAGAUGACCCAUAAAGGAAGCCCCACCACCGACGAGAGCCCCAGCGAGCGGCCUCUUCGUGUGUCUACCUUUUGUUACCUAACUUAGUGUAGAAGCAAGAACCGGCAAAAUGACCGUCCCUCUCAUCAAGGUUGUCAACUCCACCACCGGCGCCGAGGUCGCCCUCCCCGCCGUCUUCUCGGCCCCCAUCCGUGCUGAUGUCGUGAACUUCGUCCACACCAACCUGGCCAAGAACAAGCGCCAGCCGUACGCCAUUUCCGACAUGUCCGGCCACCAGCACUCCGCCGAGUCCUGGGGUACCGGCCGUGCCGUCUCUCGUAUUCCCCGUGUCGCUGGUUCCGGUACCCACCGCGCUAGCCAGGGUGCUUUCGGUAACAUGUGCCGUGCCGGUCGCAUGUUCGCCCCCACCAAGGUCUGGCGCCGCUGGCACCGCAACGUCAACGUGAACCAGCGCCGGUUCGCCGUUGCCUCUGCCAUCGCUGCCUCCGCCGUGACCCCCCUGGUCCUGGCUCGCGGCCACCGCGUCGAGCGCGUUGCCUCCAUCCCCCUGGUCAUCGACAACUCUGCCCAGUCCAUCGUCAAGACCAAGGACGCCAUCGCCCUGCUGGCCAAGCUCCACGCCCUCAAGGACAUCAACAAGGUCAAGGCCACCAAGAAGAUCCGUGCCGGUCGCGGUAAGAUGCGCAACCGCCGCUACGUCCAGCGCAAGGGUCCCCUUGUCGUCUUCUCCGAGGACAACGGCAUCGUCAAGGCCUUCCGCAACAUCCCCGGUAUUGAGCUCGCCCAUGUUGAGCGCCUGAACCUCCUCCAGCUCGCCCCUGGUGGUCACCUCGGCCGCUUCAUCAUCUGGACUCAGGAUGCCUUCACCAAGCUCGAUGAGGUCUACAAGACCCAGAAGGCCGGCUACACCCUGCCCGAGCACCUCCUGACCAACCCCGACGUCACCUCCCUCCUGGCCUCCCCGGAGAUCAAGGCCGUCCUCAAGGCCCGUGGUCCUUCCAAGACCAAGCGCGCUUUCCGCAAGAAGAACCCCCUCACCAACCUCGAGGCCAUGCUCCGCCUGAACCCCUACGCCGCCGAGUACAAGAAGGUCCAGCAGGCCAAGACCGCCUCCAAGGCCUCCAAGAAGGAGGGCGCCAAGAAGAACAAGAAGUUCGCCUCCACCAUCACCCACGCUUAAGUGUCUUGCCUUCGCCUAGGCAUCCCCCUUCGGUGUGUGUGUCUGCGUGAGCGUGCAAUGUGGUGUGCGCAUCGCUUGCCGCGCGCGUCGUGCGCAUGUCGUGUGUCUCACGCUGCUUGCAUGUUUCUUCUUUCACCCCCCUUUUGCGCCCUGUGUAUAUGCGUGUUUGUGCGUGUACGCGCUCGGUGCAGCUCCACCCCCCCUCCGGGCUCUUGUGUUUUCUCAAUACAUUUCCCACUUUUCCCCA